AUGAGUUUAAACGAGGAACCUGGAAGGAAGUAGCCAAAAAUUGUUGAGGUUAAGUUUGAAUCCGAAGAAUUACGUAAGGACUUUAUAAGAAAUACUGAAAAGGAUUAAAAAUAUUCAGAAUUUAUUUAAGAAAAGUUUAAAUAAUAUGCAUUACCUGAAAGUUAGAAGUUAGAAGAUUUGAAGAUUUAUCAUAUUGAUAUGGAUAUUGAGGAAUCGAAUAAAUUAUAACGUAAGAACUUUGUAAAAUCAAAAAGUGAUGUUGAGAUUUAGAGGUAAAAUGAGAAACCUUAAUAUCAAAUGAAUGAGGAAUUCAAACAAAUUUAAACAAGAACUAAUUCAAUAAUAAUAAAAGAAAUUGUAAAUUAAAGUUCUCAACGGGACAAUAUCGAAAUAAAAAUUCAUCAAAAUAUAAAAGAAUAAGGCGAAAAUGAAUAAUAAUAUAUUACUAUAAAUAUCAGUUUAUCCUCUCCUAAUAAAGGAGUGCAAUAGCAAUCAUCAGAAUAGCAUGAGAUAAUAGAAUAAUCAAGUUAGUAAUCUUCUAUUUAAUUGACACAAAAUGAAAAUGCUGAGAGGUAUAAUAGGUAUGAUGAGAUUAGAGAUAAUGAAGGCAAUAUAAAAAUGCAGUUAAAAAGAUUUGAGUUAAUAAUAUUUGAGAAUGGUGUUCGAAAAUAAUAGAAAAAAAAUGAAAAUGUUGAAAAAGAUUAUUAAUUCUCUGUGAAUAUUGAAAAUCGAAAAUUUGGUAUGGAAAAACCAAUCUCCUCAUUUAUUAUUUAUAAUUAAUAGAUUGGAAUAAAUGAUAGAAACAUACUACUAAAAUCAGAUAGUUUUGUAACAAGUUCAAUAAUUAAUGCUUAUGCAAGUUACCUUUAAGCUAGGGAUGAAAACUAUUAUUUUUCACUUAAUAAGAAUGAAAGAAUAAAGCAUAAAAGAUUAUUUAUAUUUAAAUCAGAUUUUCUAACUAAUUGUAAUUUAAAUGAAAGGACAGCCUCCUUUGACAAGAAAGUAAAAUAUUUAAUAAUGGAGUAUUUUUAAGACUUUAAAGUAAUUUAGUAUUAAUUUUGGCUAAUUUACAAAAAAAUAGCUUUUAUUGUUAAUUCAAAUAAUAUUCAUUGGUAUUUAGCGGUUUUGGACUUUUAAGAUGGAAUUUUGAAAAUUUAUGACUCCCAGCCUAAACAGCAAUCUUACUACAAUCAACUUAAUACUUUAUUGUCAUAAUAAUUUUCAUACUUAUCCAAAUAAGAAAUUAAAUUUACAACCGUUGUUUGCCCUACCUGGGUUAGAUAGCAAGAUCAUUAUUCGUGUGGCUAUCAUACUUGUAUAGCUCUAGAAUAUCUGAGUUAAUAUACAGCACAAAAUUAAUUAUUAACUUUAGAAGAAAUUAAAAAAAUCUUAAGAAAAUUACUGAUAGUUGAAGAAAUCUAAAAAAAUCAACAGUGA
Molecule: messenger RNA, 1437 nt
Organism: Paramecium tetraurelia
Lineage: Eukaryota; Ciliophora; Oligohymenophorea; Peniculida; Parameciidae
Exons: 1
Biological process (GO): proteolysis
Molecular function (GO): cysteine-type peptidase activity
Source: RefSeq, a predicted model, not a curated record